GGCCCCGCUUCCCGGGUGCCGCCCCUCGCCCCUCCCCGGAAGGGCGGCCCCAUCGCGGCCGGCGCGGAGCCGGCAUGGAGCGCUACGAGGCCUACGGCUUCUCGGGGGCCAUGAGCGGCGUCUUCCUGCUGUCCUGCCUGCUCUUCGCGGCCGUCAGCCGCCGCCAGCGCGGGCCCUACAUGGACGAGGUGUUCCACGUCCCGCAAGCGCAGGCCUAUUGCCACGGCCGCUUCCUGCAGUGGGACCCCAUGAUCACCACGCUGCCCGGCCUGUACCUGCUCUCGGUGGGAGUGGUGAAGCCCGCGGCGUGGCUCCUGGGCUGGACGGGAAGCGUGGUGUGCUCUGUGGGAAUGCUCAGGUUUAUCAAUCUCCUCUUCAGUGCUGGGAACUUCUACUUACUGUACUUGCUUCUGUUCAAGAUCCAUCAGAAGAAUAAGGCUGUGUCUGGAUUCCAGAGGAUCUUGUCUGCAUUAACUCUUGCAGCAUUUCCCACCCUUUAUUUUUUUACAUUCCUUUAUUAUACAGAUCCAGGAUCAGUAUUUUUUACUCUUUUUUCCUAUUUAAUGUGCCUUUAUGGUAACCAUAAAACUUCUGCUCUCCUUGGAUUUUGUGGCUUCAUGUUUCGUCAGACAAACAUUGUGUGGACAGUUUUUUGUGCUGGAAAUGUUGUUGCAGAGAAGCUAAAUGAAGCCUGGAAGAUUGAGUUGCAGAAAAAGAAAGAUGAAAAGAUUUCUUCCAGGAAAGGAUCAUUUUCAGAUUUGACCAGAAUACUGCAGUUUCUUGUUAAAUAUCUCUUGUCACCCAAAAAUUUAGUUACACUUACUGCUUUAACUUGGCCAUACAUCAUUUUAGUAUGUCUCUUCUUUGUUUUUGUCUUCAUCAAUGGUGGAAUAGUUGUUGGUGACAGAAGUAGUCAUGAAGCCUGUUUGCACUUUCCUCAGCUGUUCUAUUUUCUGUCCUUUACUGUUUUUUUUUCAUUUCCUCAUUUACUGACCCCUACUAAAAUCAGGAAAUUCCUGUUGUCAUUGAAGAAGCACCCUGUGCAGUAUAGCUUAGUCACUGUCAUCUCUUUAUUCCUGAUCUGGAAAUUUACCUAUGUCCAUAAGUAUCUACUAGCAGAUAACAGACAUUAUACAUUUUAUGUCUGGAGAAAAGUGUUCCAAAGACACGAGCUUGUAAAAUACCUGUUAGUUCCUUUCUAUCUAUUUGCUGGCUGGAGUUUUGCUGAUACACUAAAAUCAAAAUCAAUAUUCUGGAUCUUAAUGUAUUUUGUUUGUUUAUUAGCAGUCACAGUUCCUCAAAAAUUGCUAGAAUUUCGUUACUUUAUUUUGCCAUUCUUAAUAUAUAGACUCAAUGUUCCAUUUUUGCCUCUAUAUAGACAACUUCUGGAAUUGGCAUUUUAUAUUUUAGUAAACGCUGUGACUUUUUAUCUUUUUCUAAAUAGAACAUUCCAAUGGGAAAAUAGUGAUGAAGUACAGAGGUUUAUGUGGUGACUUUUUUGAUACUUUUAUACCUGUAGGAAAACACAGUUCUGUUUCAGGACUGGACUCUGGAAUGAGACAGUAUGUUUUGCAUCAUGUAAGGACUGUUUUCCCUAGCUGGAAUUGGGAAGUAAGCUCUGUGCUUAUAUUGUUGCAACCAAAUGCAUGAUCUGUUAUAAUGUGAAGAUACUCCACAUAUUGAAUUUAUGAAAAUGUAAAAAUUCAAUAUGAGGGGAAACGGGAGAACACGUUUCUGUAAUUAUUGUAAAAUAAGGGAGAUGUUUACUGUCAUUUUUCAUGAUAAUAAAGUAUUAUAUGACACGCCCUUGAAGGUAAAAUAGUUUAUAAGUAUGUUUCAGAGGUUUCUUUUUUACAAAAGAAGGAUUUCAGUCUAUUAAACCUUUUUAUUUGUGUGCAUAUUUAUUCCUCAGAUCAGGCCAUUUCCUUCUAGGUUUACUAGUGGUCAAAGUAUAAACCACUAUUAAAGUACAAUGUUUUCAAAGCCUCCUACGUCUCUCUGAAUUUUCAUUACUUUUUUUUUGUUAGUAAAUGCUUACAUUAGUUUUGUAAGAGAAUGGGCUCUUAAACCACUAGAGAAUGUUGAACAUUUUAUUUCAAACUGAUAUUUAGAAAGCACAGUGGAUGCUGUGUGUGCACCUUUGGAGGAGUAAGUGUUGCUGUACAAUAAAGCAUAAAUGGCAGUUGGUGAUGUGACCUGCUAGAAAGGGAGCAGUUUACAGAUGUCACACUGCAACGUGCAGUGGAUUGCAGCCCUCUUUAAUAACUGAGCUUUUAUGUCCUGUGGCUCUGUGCUCACAGGUUUGUGCUGAAAUCGACUCUGAGUGCACUUCUGAGUUGCACUGAGUGUUUCAAAGAUCUUUGGUGUGUAAUCUUCAAGAAGUGCUAAUGGCAUUAUUGAACUGUUCUUUUAAGUAUUUUACACGUUUAAUGGAACUUGAGUGUAUAUAUUCAGUUUGAUAAAGUGAUAUAUAUUUACAUAUAUUGAUGUAUAUAUAUAUUUAAAAGCAUUCAGUGUGUACUAUCAUCAGAGUAAAUGAAGGCUUUAAUUGUUGCUCUGAGUAAAUCACUUAUAUUAAGUCUCAAAAAUAUUUGAUUGCUACAAUAUGUGGCAGGGGAAAGUAGUCUCCAAAACUUCAGGCACCGUGUAGCUUCUUUAAAUGCAUUAUUGUUCUGUAAUGAUAAUACUUCAGCCAAAUCUGUGCAAACAUCAUGUUAUUGCCACUCAAGUCACUUGGAAUUGGAAUAGUUUCUCAAGAGAUCAGUUCUGGGAGUUACAAGCUGUUACUGGUUUCUUUUACCCCACUAAGAUCCCUGUCUUGGCUCCAGUUCCUUCCCUGUACCAGCCCUGUGAUGGGUGUGGUGAGCUCAGAUUCUGAUCAAUGCCUCUGCAUCCCUGUUUCUCCCAAGGAAACCCUCCAGCCACUCUUCAAUGAGUAAUUUGUAUUAAAUUCAGGAUAUUUGCCAGGUCACUUUUUGCUUCUUGGCAUUUUGCCAGCCUGUAAUUUGUUGUCAAUAUGUACUGUAGGGAAAACCAUUUUCAAUCAGUACCUAUUUACUUCUUCACAUUGAAGGGACAAAAGUAACCUGAAAUGGAUUGCUUUUGAAGAAUCCAUUGUAGUUCUGGCAGAGUCCAGGAUGUUGUGUUGUGAUUUCAGUAUCACAGAUUUGGGAGGGGAAGUCUUGUGUGCCUUCUGCUUCCAGUUUUGUUUUUGUAUGCCAUGCCAAUAAAAUAAUAAGUUAAAGAGCAUUUGCCUGCUUAAGUACAACUUCAUUUGUGCCCUUAAAUACUGAGUUGGAAUGGUAACAUGGAAAGGCAUGGGGCUCUGUCUAGUAUUCCAAGUUGUAUCUUAGACCCAAGGUUUUUUUCUGGUUUUAUGUAGGGGAGCAGGUGUAAAUUCCCUUGAGAAAAAAAUUCCCUUGCAAAGAUCCCUGUAUAUUCAACAGGUGUUUGAUCCAGCGUAUCUGUUUUUACUGGUUUCAAAUGCCAUCCUUGAUCAACUCUGUUGAGAGGCUGUUCAGGAUUCC
Melospiza georgiana is the source of this 3527-nucleotide messenger RNA. It is a transcript of the gene ALG10, whose product is annotated as ALG10 alpha-1,2-glucosyltransferase. The transcript has 3 exons. Lineage: Eukaryota; Metazoa; Chordata; Aves; Passeriformes; Passerellidae. The record is from RefSeq and is a predicted model, not a curated record. Gene Ontology annotation, molecular function: dolichyl pyrophosphate Glc2Man9GlcNAc2 alpha-1,2-glucosyltransferase activity. Gene Ontology annotation, cellular component: endoplasmic reticulum. Bases 75 to 1493 code for a protein of 472 amino acids. Gene Ontology annotation, biological process: dolichol-linked oligosaccharide biosynthetic process; protein N-linked glycosylation.